AUGACAUUUACUGGCUUCUUUUUCUUCUGUAUGCUGAUGAACAUGCUAACAGAUGCCCGAUCCAUCCAGGAUGGAGAUGAUCUCUACAGGGAAGCUGCAGCCUUGCCCUACUGGCCCUUCUCAUCCAAUGAUUUCUGGUCCUAUGUGGAAUAUUUCCGGACCUUGGGAGCCUACAACAGGAUCAAUGACAUGGCCAGAGCCUUCUUUGCCCAGUUCCCUUCUGGGAGCCACCUCGGCUACCACGUGCGUGACCAUGAGCACUGA
Serinus canaria (Common canary) is the source of this 264-nucleotide messenger RNA. It is a transcript of the gene OTOS, whose product is annotated as otospiralin. The transcript is spliced from 3 exons. Gene Ontology annotation, biological process: sensory perception of sound. Bases 1 to 264 code for a protein of 87 amino acids. NCBI's taxonomy places the organism in Eukaryota, Metazoa, Chordata, Aves, Passeriformes, Fringillidae. The record is from RefSeq and is a predicted model, not a curated record.